GAAAGAAAGAAUCAGAAGUGGCCAUCAAAUCAUAUCAGAAUAGAACGAGUCACCAUAUUUUGGUUCCUCCGAACACUAGAUUUGCGUUUAAGACACGUUUCAGACUUAUUAUCCGUGUAAUUUUGCCUCCCUCUUAGCCAGGGCGCUCUUGGAGGGUUCAUAAAUUUGAUUUCAUUCUUCAAACUUGGCAACAGUUUUGAACAGCCCAUUAUUUGUUAAACUGUCGUAAUAUAUUUAGUUCAGUGUGCAUUAAUACACUUUCCAUUAUCUGUUAUCCCAAAAUAAGCAGAGAAUGGAAAUAAGAGAGAAUGGGAAUGGUAGAGUGGAGAAAGUAGAUAUGGAGGUCGAUGUAGCGAUUGCAGGAGGGGGCUUGGCUGGGCUUUCUCUAGCAGUUGGGCUUCAUCAUCGUGGGAUUGACGCCUAUGUUUUUGAGAAGGCUCCUCAUCUCAGAAUGGAUUCUGCAACUGGCGUCAGCCUAGCUGCAAAUGCAAUGAGGGCUCUGGAAGGAGUGAAGCCUGGACUCUCCAAGCAAAUUGAAGAGAUAUUCAUGUCGACUGCUCUAUAUAUUGUGGUAAGGGAUGAAGAUGGAACCGAAACUAGGCAGUUGUUACCCGGAGAGUAUACUAUGGCAGGUUGGAGGUUUUGCCAACAAGUGCUGGCAAAUAAUGUGGACAACUCCAAGGUUUUCUGUAAUCACCGUUUUCUGUCUUAUAAGACAGUACAGGGCGGUGUGGAGGCGCAGUUUCUGGUGAAGGGUGAGAAUGGGGAAGAAUCAGAUUGUAUAAAGGUGUUGCGUGCCAAAUUGUUGGUGGGAGCAGAUGGAUUGUGGUCCAGAGUGCGACACAUCAUGGUCGGGGAUCGUCCUCGUUAUCUCAAUUACCUCAACUGGAAUGCGCUCGUCUACACGCCCAAUGGAAAAGUUUUCAAGUACAACAAAGGGGAAGUGAACAUGAUUCACAGUAGAGACGAACGGGUUUUGGCCUACAUGAGUGAUAUAGGGCGUGGUUAUUGCCUUUGGCUGUUGAGAUGUCUGGACACGGACGGUAAACUGGAGAAAGAUUUUGAGGAGAGGUUCAGCGCGGGGUUGGACAAAAGUGUAUCGAAGCAACGGGCACUAGAUAUUCUCAAGGAAAUGAAUGGGUGGGAUGACUUGAGAGCCGCCAUUGAAGCCACAGAUCACAACUUAAUAUAUGAACGUAGAUCAAUGGACAGAUUGCCCCUCGACAAGUGGACUGAUGAAGGUGGUCAUGUUCUGCUUAUCGGGGAUGCGGCGCAUGGCAUGUAUUCAGCAGCGGGGAUGGGAGCAAGGACAGCCUUCGAAGAUUCGCAUCAGUUAACGGUGGAGUUAGAGAAGGCAUUUAAGACUUCUAACAUAGAGAAGGGCAUUCAAGAUGCCCUUCAUAGGUUUGAAUUCCAGAGAAUCCCUCGGGUUCGUAAGAUUCAAAGAUUUGCUAGCGACAUGACGGAACAGGAAUGCUUUCAGUCGGAGGAAGCGCGCAGGCUCGUACCAGAGCAGAAAGCUGAAAGAUUCAACGAGUUUACCAGGUGGACGUGCCAAUACCCUUUUAACAUGCAAGGCGAUUUUAACUCGACGUGGUGCAAGCCUUAGCAUACUUCUCAGAUGUUAUAAAGUUUCAGUUUCACUCCAUCAUUUUGAUUAUUUCUCCCAUCAUUUCAGACUACAUAGAAGUAGCUAUGAACAAUAUCUACAAGACUUGUAUGCUCCAUUUGUGUUGAUUUUAGUUUCUUCAAAGAUAAAACAUUUAUGGGAGCGUAACAUUGCUAAUAUCUCUUUCACUAAAGACGGUGACAUUUAUACUCCCAGUUGUAUCGCAUGAAGGUUUUCAUCCCAUGCAUUGUUUACCUUCAAUUUGAGAGCGACUUGUAUGGAUUCUGUGACUUCA
Molecule: messenger RNA, 1904 nt
Organism: Cryptomeria japonica (Japanese cedar)
Lineage: Eukaryota; Viridiplantae; Streptophyta; Pinopsida; Cupressales; Cupressaceae
Product: zeaxanthin epoxidase, chloroplastic
Exons: 7
Coding region: 293-1609 (438 amino acids)
Molecular function (GO): FAD binding
Source: RefSeq, a predicted model, not a curated record